Molecule: messenger RNA, 2750 nt
Organism: Penicilliopsis zonata CBS 506.65
Lineage: Eukaryota; Fungi; Ascomycota; Eurotiomycetes; Eurotiales; Aspergillaceae
Exons: 1
Coding region: 192-2666 (824 amino acids)
Source: RefSeq, a predicted model, not a curated record
CUCCAACCCAGUGUUUAUUAUUCCCAUUAACUAUCCAUCAGCUCAUUGUUAACGACACUAACUGUGCCAUCAGAUAGGUCUAUACUCUGUCUUUCUCCAGGCGACUAUGCGCCAUUGAUAUAUCGAAUGAGCUGUCCCCAUAAUUAGCUGACCCUCCCAUCUUUACACCACGCGCGCGCGCAACUACCAUCAUGGCCGACUACUUCUCCUCGCCCUUCCCCACGACCCACGAUACGAUCGGCACCUCGACCCUUGCAACUCCUUACUUUAUGCCCUCGUCUCCUCCACGGAGAUACAGCGCCACCACGCUCGUCUCUCCGACUCGUACCAAAAGCGCCGGCUCUGAUCGCGUGUCGACCCCCAGAGAAGCGCCUCUUCGUAGGAACAGCUCCAGAAGAUCAUCUGUCGCCUCUAAUCGUGCGAGUGACCUCGAUGCCCGUCUGGCGAAUUACACUAUCGAUUUUAGCAAUUUUGCCAGCACGCAGUUUGGCCCCGACGACAAGGAUGAUCUCGAACCACUUCCCGACAUGACCUCUUUGCUUGAGGCGGACAAACUGUCGGAUGUGGGAGGCCCGGAGGAUUUUACCGUGAAUAUGGAGAAAUAUCUGUUUGGCAAUAGUCAGGCAUCCACACAGCAGGAGAAAUUGGAGCAGGCAGAAGAGGCCACGGGGCAGGAGAGAGAAGAUGAUGCCGAAGAGGCAGAGCAGCAGGAAACAUCCACCUUGCCCCCUCGUGCUAUCGAAGAUGAACCGGAGCUAGGGGAAGAGAGCGAAUUCGGGCCGCCAGUUGAUAUGUCGACGCCGUCUCAUCUCCUGCGCCGGUCAAGCGGGUUCGUCAAGGAAGUUACCCACCUCGAAGGAAUCGAAGAAGAUCCAACAGAUGAGCCGGAGAGCCCAGCUCCCACUCCGUCCGUUCGCCGGCAAAGUGUCGGCCACACGCAAGGGAAUCACAACGAGAAGCUGUACGAGGAGAUGCGCCGGCAGAUUGAGGAUCUGAAAAAGACAGUUCAAGACAGGGACGAGCAGAUUGCGAAGAAUCGCAAGCGUGUUCUGGAGGCGGCCUCCGCAGCGGAGCAGAUCAAGCAUCUUCAGUCGGAGUUGCAGCGCAAGUCCACAUUAUUGGAUGAUCUCAAUGCGAAACGGGGGGAGGAGUCUUUACUCCGCGAGCAGAUCCAGUUGCUGCAGAAGCAGAACGCCGAGAAGGAGACGCUGUUGCACAAGUCUACAGUUGAAAAAUCGGAAUUCAGCGCCCUUCAGCAGCAGAUCACCGAUCUGCAGGCAGACCUGCGCACCCACAAUACACAGCCAAGUCGGCAAGACUCAGAGCGGCUGGAGACAAUCGGUUUCCUCCGUGCGCAGUUGAGCGCGGCCCAGGAUCAGGUUGUAAAGAACGAAUUUCACUUGGAAGACGCCUUGACAAAAUUGAAGGAGGUGACAGCGGCGAAGGAGCAACAGCUACGAGAAAAGAAUACGGAGAUCGACACUCUCAAGGCGCAGGUCGAGGACCAGGCCUUGGACAUCGAAAAGCUGGAAUCGGAUUUGGACCAAGCAAACGAUGAGUACCAAACUCUCGAGGGCCGGUUUGCCUCUCUUGAGGACAAGAACCGGCCACUUGAAGAGAAGAAUAUCAGUUUGGAAGCAGAUCUGACGCGCGCCCAGACGGAAAUGACAGCCCAGCAGAACGCCCUCAAAGCGGUGGCCGCAGACUUCCCCAUGGGGGCAGGCGGCGACACGUACACGGAUAUUCUCGAAUUGAUCAAUAACCUUCACCAGCCCAACCACCCGGGAACCUCAGUGACACUACCCGUGGAUCCAGUGAACUCGGAGAUUGAGAAACUACGCGAGGAAAUCGCCAAUCUUCGAGCCCAGCUGAAAGAAGCCAUUGCUGCCAAAGAGUCACUGGAGGAGGAAUUGGGCCGUUCUCAAGACCAACUAACUGAGGCUGAAUCUCUUGUCAAAUCACUCGAGGGGGAGAAUUCGCGCCUGACAGCCCGAGUGGACGAUCUCAACGCCACCUUGAACAGAGUCCAGAGCGAACUCAGCCGCGUGAAAGAGGAACGGUCAGAAGCUCUGGCCACCAUCGAGCGUCUUCAGGGAGAGAAAGUCCAACAGCCUAGCCCUCCGCCCUCGCCGCCAAACACAACGCACGGCGCAGCUUCGGAGAAAAGCCGCGAGGCCGAGCUGCAAGAAUCCCACCAGGCACAACUCCAAGGCAUACAGACAGCGCAUGCCACUGCCGUAUCCACGCUGCGUGCUUCCCAUGCAGAAUCAGCGCGCAAGCUUCGCAAUCUCCUCGCCGCCGCAGAAAAGCGUGAGGCCGAUCUCCGGUCCGCGCUGCAAACGCUCCGUCAAUCCCAGUCCCAACACGAUUCCCAAGUUGAAUCGCUCGGCGUGGAGAUCAAGAGACUCGAGACCAUCAUCGCCAGCAAGGAGGAAGCCGCCGCCGCCCUCGACCAGCGCAUCGCCCGGUCCAUUGAGAAACGCGAGCGCGAAUGGGAGCGCCGCAUCGACCUGCUCCUUAAGGAAAGGGACCGUAUGGGCAAAGCCCUCCUCUGGACAUGGGGGGAGAAGGAACUUCCGGGCGUGACGGAGCAGGAGUCUACGGCUGGCCGGCGCCAUAGGCAGGGAUACCAAUACAAACAUGCAAAGAGGUAUGAGGAGGCUUAAAGAGAAGAAAAAGAUUUCUGGUCUGGUAUGCUUUGGUUACGAUGAUUAUAGUUCUAGAUAAUGAAGUAAUGACUUUGGGAUACC